AUACCGACAAUCAUUACUUGGACUCAGGGAGGAAAUAAUGUUUAUGUUACAGGUACGUUCAAUGGAUGGAAACAUAAAAUUAAACUAGUGAAAAGUACACAUGAUUUUAGUGCAGUACUUGAAUUACCACCUGGAACACAUCGUUUAAAAUUUAUUGUUGAUGAUGAAUGGAAAUGUUCAAACGAUAUGGAAACUGCAACAGAUCCUGACGGCAAUCUUGUCAAUUAUUUACAAGUGAUGGAUGAAGACGAUGAAGAAAAUAACGAUGAAUUAGGUGAUCUGUCAACUGUCUCAUCCUCUAGUUCAAUGUUACCAGCGGAUGAUAAACAAUAUUAUUCAAAUGUCAUUCCAACUGAGUUAUUGCAGUUGGCAUCAUUAUUAACGAGUGACGAUGAUGAGCAAAGAAGGACUGCUAUAGAAUGGGAGAAAAAACAACCUCAACCACCUACCUUGCCACCUCAUCUUGAUAAAGUUUUAUUAAAUUCUCAUACAGUGAGUGAAGAAGAUAAUUCAGUUUUAUAUGAACCUAAUCAUGUCACAUUGAAUCAUUUAUAUGCAUGUUCAAUUAAGGAUAACGUGAUGGCCUUAGCUACUACUUCCAGAUACAGAAAGAAGGUAAGGGAGAAAAGAGAGAGAGAUAUAUAUAUAGCAUAUAUACUCAUUUCUUAUAUACUUUUUAAUAGUACGUUACAACUAUGUAUUAUCGUCCUGUAUUCCCAAAAGACUAAAUAUAAACAUGCAAAUGCAAAUAAAAUAGAAAAAGAAUAA
This is a messenger RNA of Cokeromyces recurvatus, 768 nucleotides long. RefSeq lists its product as uncharacterized. The record is from RefSeq and is a predicted model, not a curated record. Gene Ontology annotation, molecular function: protein kinase binding. The annotation marks the transcript as partial. Gene Ontology annotation, cellular component: nucleotide-activated protein kinase complex; cytoplasm; nucleus. Gene Ontology annotation, biological process: signal transduction. The transcript is spliced from 2 exons. Lineage: Eukaryota; Fungi; Mucoromycota; Mucoromycetes; Mucorales; Mucoraceae.